AUGACUGUCCGCAGGAUAAGCUCGUCUGUUCGCCCCAAUGUCGGGGACGAUGAUGUCUUUACCACCCAGCCUCACACCCGAACCCUUCGUCGCCGCUCAAGUCGCCUGUCAAAAUGGUUGGAGGAUUUGCGGGUUGAAUCCCCCACCGUCCAGCAGCUGGAUAUUUCUGCUGACACGGAAACCGUUGGAACUGAGUGUAAUCCUUACUUGGCGUACCCUCAUCUCAGCCCAGCUACUGUUCGUCGAAGCAUGGAUGAUGCUAGAAGUAUGCAUGAUUAUGUCGUAGUCAAUGACGGCGACGUGCAAGAAUAUGUCCCUCCUGAGGAGCCCACGGAUGUAAAGGGGUCACAUGGCCCACCAACGCUUGCAGAUACUAUGAGUCCAAGUCACCGAUCAACCAUAUGGCUUAAUACCCCUCCAUCUCAGCAUCACUUCCAUCAACCAGUUAUAUCUUCUUCCCCCGCCGUAUCUUCGACGUCUCACAGUCCAUCACGUGUGUCAAUGUUUCAGCGCUCGCAUGUCACUUCCAACUCGGAGGCGAUCAAUCCUUAUCAUCACAGUCGCUCCUUAAGCCUUCAGACGUCACAUCCUGUGGCUGAAGCUCGGUCGGAGGAACGUGGUAUACAUUCGAACCCCUCAUCGUGGCGGUGGCGACCGAGUGUGUUGGGGCACUUCGUGUCCCUCUCAGACGUCGAUACACACUCCAGUACUCGUGACUCCCCAGGUAGUUCUCGCCCCAGCAUGUCCUCAACAACCACGAGUUCUUCAUACGCAACCCCAUCCACCAACAUCAUGUAUGAGGAUGGAGCAUCGUAUGUGCCCCCAUUAACUCCCCAAAAAUCAAACUUCUUUGGAUCUUUGAGGUCACGUUCCCAGAAGGCCGUGACGUCCUCACUAUCCCUUUUCAAAACUGACACGAGUUCCUCAUUUCCGACGUCAUUCUCGUCGCCUGCAUCUGAACCAGAGCUCUCCCAGCCACCAGGUUUUCCAAGCACCUUGGCACGGAAGUCAAGCACGAUUCGGUUACCCUUCUCGCCAAAAUCAAGGACCCCGCUGGAUAGUAACCUUCCCAAUAUCUUUGUGGAAGCGCCAGACGGUACGCGACCGCGCAUUGUGUACACCGGCAAAAGCCAUGCUCCGAGAGUCUCUUUAUCGUCCAUAGGCAGUCAGUCGCGAAGCACCAAGAAGAAGUUGGUCAUUGCUGGUAUCGCGCGCAAUGACGUCAAACGUCUUGAGGCCGCUCAAAAGUGGUGUCAGUCAUUUGGCGAAGUGGAUCAAAUCACGAGGAUGCCUAACGGCGAUCUCCAUGUGAACUUCCACAAGGCUGAAGUCGCAGAAACUGUGUGUCGUGUGCGUGCCAAAGUCUACAUCGCGGGUGUGGGCAGCGUGCAUCUUUCUUGGUUUUCCGGAAAUAAACGACCUUAG
Molecule: messenger RNA, 1425 nt
Organism: Suillus paluster
Lineage: Eukaryota; Fungi; Basidiomycota; Agaricomycetes; Boletales; Suillaceae
Exons: 4
Coding region: 1-1425 (474 amino acids)
Source: RefSeq, a predicted model, not a curated record